AGAAAUUGUCUACUAUCCAGAAACUACUGCACACCUUAACAGCCUCUUAUCACCAUAUCAAUUCCCCAAUAGAUAAAGAUAGAUCCUUUAAGCUUUGUUUCUGCAGAAAAAGCUUAAACCAGACCAACAAUGGCGACCUGUACUACGCCCUCUUCCCUAAUGCUAACGUACGCCGCUUCCAACGUACACCCACAAGACCUCACUGCCUCUAUCCUCUCAUUCAAGCCCAAAACUUUUUCUCUCUCUCGAUUGGCUCUGGGUUCUUAUGGUGAGAGAAAAUCAAGCAAGGGCAUCAGUUUGUAUACCCAAAAAGAGGCAAAAUUUGGAACUUGCAGUGUAGUUGUAGCUGCUUCUUUGGCUGCUGAGGCAGAGGUGGCUGAGGAAGUGGAGGAGAAAGAAGAAGGUGAUGUGCCCACUGCUACAGCUGCUCCACCGAAGCCUAAGAAAGGGAAGGCUGCAUUGCCCUUGAAGAGAGACAGGACGAGAUCUAAGAGAUUCUUGGAAAUUCAAAAAUUGAGGGAAAACAAACAAGAAUAUGACAUAAAGACUGCAAUCGCAUUGCUGAAGCAAAUGGCAAACUCCAAGUUCGUUGAAACAGCUGAAGCUCAUUUCCGUCUUAACAUUGAUCCCAAGUAUAAUGACCAACAGCUGAGAGCAACUGUAAAUCUGCCCAAGGGAACUGGACAAACUGUUAAAGUGGCUGUGCUUACACAAGGUGAAAGGUUCGACGAAGCCAAAAAUGCUGGAGCAGAUUUGGUUGGCGGAGAGGACCUGAUCCAACAGAUAAAAGGAGGAUUCAUGGACUUUGACAAAUUAAUUGCAUCCCCAGACAUGAUGCCUAAGGUUGCCAGCUUGGGUAAGAUUUUGGGACCUCGGGGACUCAUGCCAAAUCCAAAAGCCGGCACUGUUUCGACUAAUAUACCUCAGGCGAUAGCGGAGUUCAAGAAGGGAAAAGUUGAAUAUAGGGCAGAUAAAACUGGAAUCGUUCACAUACCUUUUGGAAAGGCCGACUUCUCAGAAGAAGACCUCUUAGAGAACUUGCUUGCUGCAAUCAGAUCAGUAGAAUCAAACAAGCCAUCAGGCGCAAAAGGAGUGUAUUGGAAAAGUGCCCAUAUAUGCUCAUCAAUGGGGCCUUCGAUUCGGUUAAAUAUAAAGGAGAUGCUUGAUUACAAGCUUCCAUUGAAUGUUUGAAUAUAGUUAACACCUGUAAAUGAUGUCUUAGAGCGACUCAAACUCGGCCGUUAUUCAGUUAAAAUGGUAGGAUGAAUUGAGGGGACCACAGUUGUUUAUUUUGGAUGAAAGUUGACAUGCCUUCAUCAUCCUCUACAGGGACUCAGAAACAUGUUGGGUGAAUAAUUUUGUCAAUUCUAGCUGCUCAUUUACUAAGAAUUCCGAAUUGGAUUGGCAAAUUCUUCUUGUUCUUUGUUUGUACUGCUCAAAUUUAGUAAUUUACUACAAUCAGGUUUCCGAACAGCAAUUUGAUUUCCCCAUUGCUUGGGGAGACAACCAUCCUUAUUUAAUGUUUCACAUGUGUUUUGCUC
Messenger RNA from Manihot esculenta (cassava), 1541 nucleotides. RefSeq names its product 50S ribosomal protein L1, chloroplastic. Gene Ontology annotation, molecular function: RNA binding; structural constituent of ribosome. NCBI's taxonomy places the organism in Eukaryota, Viridiplantae, Streptophyta, Magnoliopsida, Malpighiales, Euphorbiaceae. Gene Ontology annotation, biological process: translation. The transcript is spliced from 7 exons. The record is from RefSeq and is a predicted model, not a curated record. Bases 130 to 1191 code for a protein of 353 amino acids. Gene Ontology annotation, cellular component: large ribosomal subunit.